Messenger RNA from Kockovaella imperatae, 3304 nucleotides. RefSeq lists its product as hypothetical. NCBI's taxonomy places the organism in Eukaryota, Fungi, Basidiomycota, Tremellomycetes, Tremellales, Cuniculitremaceae. The transcript has 4 exons. The record is from RefSeq and is a predicted model, not a curated record. Bases 464 to 3211 code for a protein of 915 amino acids.
CAUCUCCUCUUCUCAACUUUCAUUCAUACACAUUCUUGUUCUUUGUGGUGACCCUGUUGUCACUAGUAUCCUUGAUACCUGUAUACCUAUCGCAAAGCAUACACCGCGUCUCCUUUGGCGCGCGUUCACCCUUCGUCGGGUCGUCUUUUGGUCAAAAUCAGAUUCCAAGUGGGCUCCUGUUAUCCACUACGUUGUCUUCAUCAAGUCGCCGCCUCGAACCUCUUUCACCUUCCCUAUAAUCUAUCGUCUCCGAGUUGUUUCAGCUAGUCAACAGCAUUUGGCACGUCCAGAGCUACUGGAAGAUCUCUCCCUGUCGAGACAAUUUCUUGAUCAGUUCAGUCAGUCAUCUCAUUCGUCCUACUUCCAGCAGCCGCCGGUCCCAGCGAGUCGCGAGCAUAGACGGAUACACCCGUCCAAUUCCGACAGACGAAAACCCCUGAUUUCUCCCACGAACCUACACAACAUGUCCCAGCUCCCCCAAAUCGACUUUGACGCCAUGCUUCGUCAAACCUACACAGACAACGGGCGUCGAUGGUCCUAUCCCGUCAUCGCGCCACAUGAUCCACUCCACCAACAACCAGUCAACCCAGAUGCUAUGAAUCCCUUCAUGCUUCCACAAGCUAGUCAGCUUCUCGGGAUCCCUCAGAGUCAUGCCAUGGCUCCAUCUCCAUCUCCAGCCAUCAGCCAAUCGAGUUUCCAGUCUACACCGCAUCUUCCCGACCAUUCUCAGAUUCGGUGUCAGUCGAAUCAGUAUAACGGAGCAGUGACAAGUCAAGCAGGUCUUCCAAGACAGCCAGACUAUCAAUCUAAUUUUGUUCCAGCCUUCGCUCCGCAGCGUCCUCCUAUGGCAGCUUCUGCGGGGGCUAUCGAUAUGACGAGCUUCGACGCCCUCGGCUUCCCUUCUACACAGGAGCAAAUUGGCCAUCCGAUGAUCCAACCAAGAUCCAUGGCUUCUGCUUUCACGGACUUCGAUAUUAGCUGCCUCAUGACCCAGGCCGCAAGCGCAUCUGCUCUCAAUAUCAGUGGUUACCCCCAAACGGAUCCAUCCUCUCAGACUGUGGCGACGAAUCAGCAGAUUCCUUUCUGGGCGGAUGCUGGUGUACAACAUGGUCACCCUUUCGGCGUUGGAAAUCAUUCGCCGACUGAGAGGUUCCAGAUGUCUGGCUCGUCGAGCAUCGGCUUUCCCAGUCAGAUCCAAUCCUCGACGCAAUGUCAGAAUAUAACUCCACCUUCCGGCGGCGGCUUUGGUGCCUCCUCGCAAUCGAGGAAAAAGCCAUACGACAGGCCGACUACGUCCAGCGCUGGAAGCAGAGGCUCCCCGUUGAGUAGGGCUAGAAAAUGGGAGCAGGGCCGUCAGUGGGGAUAUGGAAAGCAUCCGGAUAACCAUAUCCCCCGACCGUCUGAGCUUCUCAGCGGACCGUUCCACCGAGCCUGGCAAUCUGAGCAACCUCUGUCUCCCACCGUCGACGAUCUCGACUGCCCUGAUCACCUGGACCUCCUUCCUUAUUGCCGACCUCCCGUGGCGUCCGAUUACCCAGAGCCGCUCAAGAACACGCAAGAGGAGUUUCUUCCGACUCGAUACGAUGUCGCCAAAAUCCUGUACAAUUACCUUGAGCGACCCGACAGAGAUAUCAGCGAUGAAGACAGCGGGGAGGACACAAGUCCCCUGGACGAGUCGACGGAGAAAGCAUUGAUCAAGAAGCGGGAGGCUCGUCGGAAGACUAUCUUCACCCAGAAGUCCUAUGAGCGAAAAAUUGCCGCCGUGAUGGAGGAGGACAACGGAGUGAGGGCCAAAGGAUCGCGGAACUCGAAGGAGUCUGGAACCGCGAAGAAGUUUGAGGUUGUAGCGGUUGACCAUGAGCCGGUGCUGCUUUGGGAUGGAAAGCCGGUGGCGACAGUGGAGAACUUUUGGGAAAUCCUCAAGUACUGUCACGAGAACUGCAAGCACGGUGGUAGAGACAAGACCCACACUGAGGUCCAAGGGUUCUUCUCUCUCAUACCCAAGGAUAUUAUUAACGGGUAUGUCAAAAAGUGCCAGUAUUGUCGAAAAAAGCCCACUUCGACGGCUCCCGAAGCGUCCUACGAGCGGAUCAGAAUGCUCUCGUUGGUCUGUGAAGAUAAGCCAGAGAAUCAAGGUCAGAAGUUCGACCUGAAUACGGCGAAAGCCAUGGCGAUGAAACACGCGGGAUAUAUCCCCGUUACGUCGGCGCAGAAACGACAAAAGCUAAAGUCCGCGCCAAACAGCGCCAGCAAAGGUCGCAAAGGCAAGAACCCCGUUGCGCAUCAAGUCGGAGAGUUGAACCGACCAAUCACUGGUGCUGUCAUCGACUACGCGCCUGCACCUGGUCCGUCAUACGGUGUCCAUCAGCAGGUCGCGGCUUGGCAGCAGGUCAACGAUGUUCAGCCUAUUCCUGCAGCCUGUACCUCCUCAAUGGCCGACCCGUUUACCUUUCCCUCAGUCGACCACUCCAUGUUUCCUUUCAUUGACCCCUUCCAACAGCAAAACGGACUCGCCUCUCAUGGCGAAGCUUUCCAUGUAGAUCGUGCCGAAGCCGGACCCUCACUCAUGAGCUCUCGGUCGUCCAUGGAUACAAUGUCCAGCACCGAGGCGUUGACCACUUCAGCCUUCACAGUGGAGGAAGACGAGUGGCACCGCCAGUGGGUCAACAAGCAAGUCCAAGAGACGGUUGAGCAAUCGGCUACCGAGAAGGGAUCCUUCGAAGCGACGGCCAACUUGCCCAGGGUCUCCCAACCAGAAGGCUCAGCAUCUUUGGGUCCAUCGCCGAACUCGAUGGAUUUCGAUCGUUUCGUAUGUCAUAUUGGCCAGUACUGGGAUGGCGAGAUUCCUCCGGAAGUCGUUGAAAAGAUCUUGGCGACCCCCGAUGAGGAGGCUUUAGACGCUUCGGGGCGAAUCGGAGACGCGGAACAAGGAGGAGGAGCAGGGCCUCAGCCUUCGCAGUCGGGCGCGCAGACCUCGGAGAUCUCAUGUCAUAGCGAGAUGGCUCUGGCUGAACCGACUGAGGAGGAGCUCGCGGCGGCGCUGUCAAGCCUCAAUUCGAUGGAGCCUGACCAAUCCUUUGACUCGCUUUUCCUCGACACCAGUGGGGUUGAAGCGGCGCCUAUGGAGCAUCGAGGCUCCGAGUGGGACGGACACAAAAUCAGCACUCGGUCUGAACUACCGCCACAAUUUCCAGCCGGUGCCGUACUGUGACCGUCGAUGUCGGAUCCCUCACAUUUGAAACAUUGAAAUCUUCGCUGUCACCCUGUAGCAAUAUCACUCACAUUUUGGGAUCAAAUACUCAAU